Fragaria vesca subsp. vesca is the source of this 1895-nucleotide messenger RNA. RefSeq lists its product as uncharacterized. Gene Ontology annotation, biological process: chromatin remodeling. The transcript has 7 exons. Gene Ontology annotation, cellular component: Ino80 complex. NCBI's taxonomy places the organism in Eukaryota, Viridiplantae, Streptophyta, Magnoliopsida, Rosales, Rosaceae. The coding region runs from base 268 to 1686 and encodes 472 amino acids. The record is from RefSeq and is a predicted model, not a curated record.
GAAAAUGUAGCAGAUAAUAGAGAGCUCCAUUCCCAUGCUUUACCCAAAACUAGUCCAAACUUCCCCAAACCCCUCUCACCAGCAUUUACUUCAGCUACCCUCUUCACCCACCUAGUAACCCUAGCUCCCUCCACCUCCAGGCUUCACAGCCCGUCUCCAGCUUCAUCAAGGAGCAAUGCGGUGUUCUUAAUGACUUGUAUUGGACUUCAUCCCUUUGUUUAUUGAAAUUGGAGGUUGGAUCAGAGACCUGCGGUCGUUUUAGUAUUAAUGGAAAGCUUAGGUGGCUGUGGGUUUUCUGUUGGAGGAUGUGUUGUGAGGAAGAAAAGGAGUGUUGUAUCGCAUAAGCCUCGCUUGGAUCCACUCACAUUUUCUGAGAGGUCGAAUAUCUUGCUACCAAUUGUACAUCCCAUUGGCAAUGAAAGCCCUGAUAAGAAGCAUAAUAGCAAAGAGAAACUAUUACAUUCUGAUGGACUGCAAAGUGAGAAAAAGCCGAAGAAGUUAAAGCUUAAGCUUCGAGGUGUUACUCAUACAAUCCAAACAAAGUAUACAGUUGAUUCAUGCCCGUCCAAUGACCUCAUACCCCAACCGAAGCCACUUCUCCAGGAUGGCAAACCCAUAUGUUCUUCUGAUCAGGGUAAAGGCAUUGGAGUUAAACGAAAAUACUCCUUGAAAUUUGACUCUGCUUUGAGAAAGGAGUAUCCUUCGAAAGGUGAAAUCUCUGGGGAAAGUGUUCCUGAGGAUGGAAAACCAGCUCGUAAGAGCAAGCGGAUUCAUGAGAGACGUGUCUUGGAUGUGGGACUUAGUGAAGAUGGUAAUGAAGAUGAUGAAAUUCGAUUUCUUGAAAGACUAAAUGCUUCAAAGGUUGCUCUUUCAAAGAGAAGUCAAAUGGAUGGCGCUCAUGGAGGUGAUAUUGGAAACAGAAAAUUACCAAGGCUGCAGAAACAUGGUGGAAAAAAGUUAAGAUCAGAAAAAAAGUAUGAGGAUAAAGACUAUUUGGGAGAAGAAGAAGACGAAGAAGAAGAAGAAGAACUGACAUCUGAUGAUGAACUUCAAUCUAAUAGGAAGACGCUGAAAAGAGGAUCUCUUAGUUUACUUCUUGAAGGGCCACAAAAGUCCACGCCCACCACACGUAAUCGGGCCCUUCAGUCUGGGAUAGAUGUCUUAACUGGCUCCGGUUCAAGCGUUGUUAACCUUGCAAAUCAUUUGCUUCCUGCCUCAUCUAAAAAAAAGGAGAAAAUCUCUGAAGAGGAUAAGCAAUCAAAGAAAGCCGAGGCUGCACAGAGACGUAAAAUACAAACAGAAAAGAUAGCUAGAGAAGCUGAGGCUGAGGCAAUCAGAAAGAUACUUGGUCAAGAUUCGAAGAAGAAGAAGCGGGAAGAAGAACUAAAGCAGAAGAGGGAUGAAUUGUCACAGGGGAGGAAUGCCAGUGCUGUCACACUGGCACCAAACACUGUCCGAUGGGUGAAUGGCCCCAAUGGGACGGUCGUUACAUUCUCUGGCGACAUCGGUCUUCCUAACAUUUUCAGUCCAGUGCCGUGCAGCUAUCCUCCCCCACGUGAAAAAUGUGCUGGUCCAAAUUGUACAAAUGCAUACAAGUAUCGGGAUUCUAAGUCCAAGCUCCCCCUUUGCAGUCUCCAUUGCUACAGGGCGUUGAACGGAAAGACACAGCCUCUAACUGCUUGUUGAUACAGUCCUAAUGGGCACACCAAUUUAGUAGAGCCAAUUGACUGAUUUUGUUGGAAUGUGGAAAGACUAUCUUGUAGUCAUGCAUCCUGAACUGAUCACGGAAUAGUGAAUUCUGACCCCUGAUAUUGUCAGUAUUUUGUAGAACAAUCAAGUAUAAUGAUCGGCGUAAUUGUAAAAGCGAUGUUUUGCAAUGUCACUGUGCCACUUUC